This is a messenger RNA of Cornus florida, 1073 nucleotides long. RefSeq names its product ATP synthase subunit O, mitochondrial. The record is from RefSeq and is a predicted model, not a curated record. The transcript is spliced from 6 exons. NCBI's taxonomy places the organism in Eukaryota, Viridiplantae, Streptophyta, Magnoliopsida, Cornales, Cornaceae. Gene Ontology annotation, biological process: proton motive force-driven mitochondrial ATP synthesis. Bases 88 to 840 code for a protein of 250 amino acids. Gene Ontology annotation, molecular function: proton-transporting ATP synthase activity, rotational mechanism.
UGCUCUUUUGUCGAGCUCUAAUUUCAUUCACCAUUUGAAGGUAAAACAGUGAGUCUCUCUCUCUAAAUAGAAAAUUAGGGUUUCAAAAUGGCAAUGGCUGGGCGAAUCAGAUCAAGCGGCCCUCUCUUCCAGAGGAUUCUGAGGUCCGGUUCUCUCUCUGCACAGAGAUCAACUGUUCAACGAUCCCUUCUGUGCCCUAGUUUCACAAAUUCGGAGUCGUCCAGGAACUAUGCUACUUCGGCGCCAGCAAAGGAGCAAAAAGUUAAGCUGCCUUUGGCUUUGUUUGGGGGUACUGGAAAUUAUGCCUCUGCUUUGUACGUCGCAGCAGUAAAGGCUAAUGCAUUGGACAUGGUUGAGUCUGAGCUUCUUGACUUUGUUGAGGCUACAAAGAGAAGUGCCUUAUAUUCUGAGUUCGUGAAGGACUUGUCAAUGCCUGUGGCAAGAAGACUUAAGGCAAUAAAUGCAGUUAGUGGUGAAGCUAAAUUUUCAAAGUUGACAAAGAACUUCUUGGCUAUUCUGGCUGAGAAUGGGAGGCUAAGAAACCUAGAAAGUAUAGCGAAGAGAUUUACGGAGUUGACCAUGGCACAUAGGGGUGAAGUGAAGGCCAUUGUGACGUCUGUGAUUCCCCUUCCCCCGGCGGAGGAGAAAGAUCUGAAAGAAACAUUACAGGAGAUACUUGGACAUGGGAAGAAGGUUAAGGUUGAACAGAAGAUUGAUCCUUCUAUUCUUGGUGGGAUCGUGGUGGAAUUUGAUCUAAAGGUGUUUGACAUGUCCAUAAAGACUAGGGCAAUGCAGAUGGCGAGGCUCCUGCGAGAACCUGUCAACUUUGACGGCCUCUAAAAUGUUGUUGCACCUUCUCCAAGCCACUGAUAUUUGUUAUUUUGCAUUAAUCCGUUAAAUGCUCCAACAAGGAGAUGUACUUUUGUUGUGUUCUGGUUAUUGCUUGUGCCUCUUUUUUCAUAUGAUGGAGUCGUCAUCGCAAAUAAAAGCAACUUGUUCACAUUUGUUCAGUAAAUCCUGACAAAUUUCAAUUUCUUGCAUGGUUUUCAGCCUAUGCACUUUUGAUGUUGUUA